Vigna umbellata (rice bean) is the source of this 2129-nucleotide messenger RNA. Its product is annotated as Pentatricopeptide repeat (PPR) superfamily protein. The record is from RefSeq and is a predicted model, not a curated record. NCBI's taxonomy places the organism in Eukaryota, Viridiplantae, Streptophyta, Magnoliopsida, Fabales, Fabaceae. Gene Ontology annotation, molecular function: protein binding.
CUUUUGCAUUGAGAAGGGCGAUUUGUUCAGCGGGAAAGAUCAUUGCUUGGAGCAAGAUUUUUUACUCAUAAUAGUAUUUGUACUUAACCUCGGUUGAUGAAAUGCAUAAACUUUGGAAAGCAUUGGCAUAUCGUGGAUCCUCCUCAACCCCUUAUCAAAGACGUUUUCAAUUCCAAACGAGUUCAUCUACAUCUUCAUACUCUUCUUCUGUACCAAGCGAGGAGCAUGUUUCACAGCUGAUACUGGACCAGAAAUCUGCUACCCAAGCACUGGAAUGCUUCAGGUGGGCGUCCACCGUCCCCAACUUCGCACAUUCUCAAUCCACGUACCGCGCCGUGAUUCACAAGCUCUGCACCUUCCGCCGUUUCGACACUGUCAAGCAACUGCUCGACGAAAUGCCCCAAUCACUCGGUGCGCCACCCAAUGAUGCUAUUUUUGUCACCAUCAUCCGCGGCCUGGGCCGAGCGCGGAUGAUUAGAACGGUAAUCAAAGUGCUUGACUUGGCGUACAAGUUCCACGGCAGCCCCUCCCUCAAGAUUUUCAAUUCAAUUUUGGAUGUGCUUGUGAAGGAGGAUAUUGACAUGGCUAGGGAGUUUUAUAGGAAGAGCAUGAUGGCGAGUGGAGUUGAGGGGGAUGAUUACACUUUUGGGAUUUUAAUGAAAGGGCUGUGCCUAACUAAUAGGAUAGGUGAAGGUUUUAAGCUCUUGCAGCUUAUUAAGUCUAGAGGGGUUACUCCAAACACUGUGGUUUACAACACUUUGCUGCAUGCACUUUGUAGGAAUGGGAAGGUUGGGAGGGCUAGGAGCUUGAUGAGUGAGAUGGAGGAGCCUAAUGAUGUUACCUUUAAUAUUUUGAUAUCUGGGUACUGUAAGGAAGGGAAUUCAGUUCAGUCUCUUGUCCUGCUGGAGAAUAGUUUUAGCCUGGGAUUUGUGCCUGAUGUUGUCACUGUUACUAAGGUGCUGGAAAUUCUAUGCAAUGCUGGCCGCGCCACAGAGGCCGCUGACGUUUUAGAGAGAGUUGAGGGCAUGGGAGGUUCGCUAGAUGUUGUGGCUUACAACACCUUGAUCAAGGGGUUUUGUGGAGUGGGGAAGGUGAAGGUUGGGCUUCAUUUUUUGAAGCAGAUGGAGAGCAAAGGCUGUCUUCCAAAUGUGGAUACCUAUAAUGCACUGAUAUCUAGCUUUUGUGAGUCUGGGAUGUUGGAUUUGGCUCUUGAUCUUUUUAAUGAUAUGAAAAUAGAUGGGAUCAAAUGGAACUUUGUUACAUUUGACUCAGUAAUAAGGGGUCUGUGCUCAGAAGGAAGAAUUGAAGAAGGUUUUUCUAUUUUGGAGCUAAUGGAGGAAAGCAAAGAAGGCUCUAAAGGGCACAUCAGUCCUUACAAUAGCAUAAUAUAUGGCCUGUUUAAGCAAAAUCGAUUUGAUGAGGCAGCUGGGUUUCUAACAAAGAUGGGGAACUUGUUCCCUAGAGCUGUUGACAGAAGCAUGAAGAUUUUAGAGCACUGCAAGAAGGGGUCUAUUGAGGAUGCAAAGAGGGUAUAUGAUCAGAUGACUGAUGAAGGUGGAAUUCCAAGUAUUUUAGUUUAUAACUGCCUUGUUCAUGGAUUUUCCAAACAAGGUAGUGUCCGAGAGGCAGUUGAGCUGAUGAAUGAAAUGAUUGCUAACAACUGUUUUCCUAUGCCAUCUACAUUUAAUGCUGUCAUCACAGAGUUUUGCAGACAGGGAAAAGUUGAGAAUGCCUUGAAGUUGGUGGAAGACAUCACCGCAAGAGGUUGUGCACCCAAUACAGAAAUAUACAGUCCUCUGAUUGAUGUCUUAUGUAGGAAAGGGGACCUUCAAAAAGCCAUGCAAGUCUUUAGAGAAAUGGUAGACAAGGGCAUCCUUCCUGACCCUUUUAUUUGGAAUUCACUACUACACUGUCCGAAUCAAGAAAGAAGUGUCAAUAAGAAUAUAUUCAACAUAGAUGACAUACUCUAGUACUCAGGUGGAUAUUGCAAACUCUGUCCCACAAUCAAUUUCUUACCUUCGUACUCUUAAUACUCCACACAUAAGUAUUCAGGAAUUGUUUAUUUGGUGGAAAUCGGUUGACUUCCACCAAUGGUUUUUAAAUCUAACACCAAGUGUUUUGGUCGUUUA